Messenger RNA from Sinocyclocheilus anshuiensis, 529 nucleotides. RefSeq names its product V-type proton ATPase 21 kDa proteolipid subunit-like. Gene Ontology annotation, biological process: proton transmembrane transport. The transcript is spliced from 5 exons. The annotation marks the transcript as partial. The record is from RefSeq and is a predicted model, not a curated record. NCBI's taxonomy places the organism in Eukaryota, Metazoa, Chordata, Actinopteri, Cypriniformes, Cyprinidae. Gene Ontology annotation, cellular component: proton-transporting two-sector ATPase complex, proton-transporting domain. Gene Ontology annotation, molecular function: proton transmembrane transporter activity.
CGUCUUGAGUCACGUGCACAGCUCGAGCUCGUCACAUGAUCAGCUGAUGACUCCUUCCCCUCUGAUGGAUGCAGGAUUUCCAGCCUUCGCCGCUUCGAAGGGCUCACAGGAAUCCAUUUCUCUUCAAAAUACAAUCUAACAGAAAAUAACAUCACUGUAGCUUUAGGUCUAUUCGCGGGAAACCCUUUAGAUAGCAAAACUGGUGCUGUUGGUGGAGUGGAUGAUGAACGGGCACGCAAUUUUAUACACCGGGGUCACUUUGGCCUUCUGGUCGACCAUCCUGAUCGUCGGUAUUUGCUAUACUAUUUUUGACCUUGGAUUUCGAUUUGAUGUAGCAUGGUUUUUAACAGAGACUUCUCCAUUUAUGUGGGCUAAUCUUGGAAUUGGCCUGGCCAUCUCUCUGUCUGUUGUUGGAGCUGCAUGGGGGAUUUAUAUCACUGGAUCCAGCAUCAUUGGUGGUGGAGUCAAAGCCCCUAGAAUCAAAACCAAAAAUCUUGUCAGCAUUAUCUUUUGUGAAGCUGUUGCCAUU